AUAUUUUUUUUCACUGCCUUCAUACACAUACUCACACAUUGCAUCGCCUCCAAUUUUUUUUUUUUGUUUAUUAGUUUUUGUUGUAGCAAAUGUUCACUGUGUAUAUAUCCUCUGUUCAUUCAUUCAUAUUCGCCAUUUUGAUUAUAUACAGCAUCAUCAUCAUCAGCAACAUCAUCAGAAGAGAUAUUUUCAAAGCAUAACAUAAUUUGGCUAUUGGUGGUGGUUUUAAGUAUCUUUUGUCGAACUUUUUUUUCAUCAUCAUCAUCAUCAUCAUUUUCUUCUUUGGUUGUCGUCGAUGUCGACGUCUUCAUGUGUAUUUGUAUGUGAGUCUGUGUGUGUGUGUAUAUAUCAUUUUGUUGUUGUUGUUGUCGUUUGUUGAUUCGAUUCAUAUUCGAAUUGAAUUUUUUUUCUUAUUUUCCUCCUUUAUACGCCCGUGUUGUUGUCGUCGUUUAAUAUUCAAACAACUAUCGACAUAUUGAAGUUUUGUUUUUGUGUUGAGCCUUUUUUUUCAUCGACCAUCUACAGCUCUUCAAAAAAAAUUUCUGUAUAAACGCAACGUGUGAGCAUCUUCUGUGAUUUGUUUGUUUGUUUGUUUCGUUGUUUUUUGAAAAAAAAUGUUUUGAUUAUCAUUUUUGCCAUUUCCGGCGUUCAUUCGAUUAUCAUUGUGGAAAUACGAAAUCUAAAUUGUAAAAAUAUAACCAGAAUCUUUCUUUCUCAUACAUAAUUGAUACCAGAAUUUGUAUGAUCAUCAUCAACAACAACGUUUAUUUCUACUAUUUUAACCUCAUCAGCUUGUCUCUUUCUCUUUUUUCGCUUACUGUGUUGUUAAAGUGGACCUGUGAGCUUGGCGACUCGAUUCUUAGAGCCGUCAGCUAACACAAGUUCGCAAUUGCAGCAAAAAACAACAUAAUUUCGUGGAUAUGUUGUCUUCGGUGAUGUUUGCAGCCAUGGAACAUAACCUCCAGCAGCCGGUACCGGCGCCAACAACCAGUACAACGGCGCCUGGAUCUAAUCAUCAUCCAUCAAUUGAUCCAAGAAAACAAGAGCUGCUCGAGGCUCGUUUUAUGGGCACAAGUCAACGUCUAUCAACUGUUGGUAGUUAUCAUAGUACACAAUCACAGCAAUCGAUACCGCCUCAUUAUAUUCCGGCAGCAGUUACCGUUGCCGCUGCCAAUACCCAUCCAUCGAGCAUUUAUUCAUUAUCAAAUCAACAUCAUCCACCAUUAGCGCCUCCCGGGCCACAUGCUCAUCUGGUAUCACCACAUACGAAGGUUCCAUCACCAUCAUCAUUGAUGCAGCCACAGCACCAGAUCCAUUCGGCCACAUCUUCAUCAACAAACUCCAAUCCAUCAUCAUCCAGUCCUAGCAUUCCUAUCGCUCCAAAUAGCUCGCCAUUGUCUUCAACAUUGAAUCCACAGCAAUCACAAUCUCAACAGCCUCAACCUCUUCCACCACCGCAACAAGGUGGUCAACCACAACUGACAUCACAACAACAAGCACAGCAACAAACUGCUGCUGCUCAAGGCUUAAAUCCAUCGACAGUACCUCCACCAUCGUUUUCGUUGGUCAAUACGACGGUGGCCAACAACAACGCCAAUAACAUUAAUAAAAAUAAUAAUACCAACAAUAGUAAUAAUAAUAAUAAUCCUUCUAACUCAUUGGCAAAUAAUAAUAAUUCAGGAGGGUCAACACAAUCGUCAUGUCAUUAUUCUGCUCAUUCCUCUUCACAUAAUCAAGACUCUAAUCUUUCAACUGCAUCUGGUGGUAGUCAUUGUUCCGAUAAACAAGAUAAACCAACAUCGAUGCAUUGUGAUAAUAUCCAUUCUCAUAACCUAACCGUGACGCCUGAGAAACGUUCAUUAAGCCAAUUAGACCAUAAUGUGUCGACCGGAACGCCUCCCUCAGGCUCUAACGGAGCCAAUAAUGUCACAUAUGCUAAUCAAAGGAAAAGAAGGAAAAAGGAUUCUAAUGAAACAACGGUACCUGAACGUAGCAAUUCAACCAGUUCCAAACGUGAAACAAAUAAAAAAGUGACCGAGUAUUUCAAAAAUCAUUCAAGCCCUAGUCGAUAUAAUGCAGCUGGCGCUAAAUCGCCAACGUCCAGUUCUCAUCCAUUCUAUUCAAUGUAUCCACAACAGCAAGUUGUUUCAUCAACAUCUACUACGGCUACUAGUGCUUCGACAAAUCUACUUGCGACAACGUCCGCCGCCUCCACUGCCAAUGAUCACAGUUUAAUUCAUCAUCAGCAUUCGAUAUCGAGCUCCUUUAUGACUCCACAAAAUCGUGUGUCCGGUUCUACGGCGAAUCAUUUGCAGCAUCUAAAUUCCAUCAACAAUCCAAAUAUGAGCUAUAAUACGAAAAAUAUGGUAUCAUCGUCUACUCAAACCGAUCUUACAAUGUCCAAAUUGAUCAAUCAAGAUGAACAUUAUGCUGCCGAGCUUGAGCAACGUGAUAAUAAAAUUGAAGAGCUGACACGUUCUAUAGAAGAAUUGAGGAGACAAGUCAAAGUAUAUCGCGAAGAAAAUGAAUCCCAAAAAUCUCGACUUAACAAAUGUAUUGAUGUUACCAAGCAAUUAUUGGUAGAGAAAAGCCUGAUGGAGAAGAAAGCAGCAAGGCAGAAAUGCAUGCAAAAUCGAUUGAGACUUGGUCAGUUUGUAACCCAAAGACAAGGAGCUGUAUUUGCCGAAAAUUGGGUCGAUGGUACCGCAUUUACAGAAUUAAUCAAAAAACAAGAACAGAUUGCAACAGCUAGAGAAGAAAUUGAGCGACAACGUAAAAUGUUGAUGAAAAAACGGCCAUUAACUACUGGCAAAUCAAAGUCUUCUUCGAAUGGUGAUAAUUCAAAUGGUGAAUUCGCUAAACCCGAAUCACCAAAAGAAAUGAAUUGGUACGAAUAUUAUGAACAAGAUGAAAUUCUCAAGCUACGAUCUCAAGCAUUGAAAAAAGAAGAUACCGAUCUACAAUUGGAAUUGGAAAAGCUUGAACGUGAGAGAAAUUUACAUAUCCGUGAAUUGAAACGCAUCCAUAAUGAAGAUCAAUCAAGGUUCAAUAAUCAUACUACAUUAAAUGAUCGAUUUCUAUUACUCAUGUUAUUGGGUAAAGGUGGAUUUUCCGAAGUACAUAAAGCAUUCGAUCUAAAAGAACAACGUUAUGUUGCCUGUAAGAUACAUCAAUUGAAUAAAGAAUGGAAAGAUGAUAAGAAAGCCAACUAUAUCAAACAUGCAUUACGAGAAUAUAACAUACACAAACAAUUGGAUCAUCCACGGGUGGUUCGAUUGUAUGAUGUAUUUGAAAUUGAUGCCAAUUCAUUCUGUACAGUCCUCGAAUACUGUGAUGGUCAUGAUCUUGAUUUUUAUUUAAAACAACAUAAAAGCAUUCCUGAACGUGAAGCUCGUUCAAUCAUUAUGCAAGUGGUACAUGCACUCAGAUAUCUGAACGAGAUCAAGCCACCAAUCAUUCAUUAUGAUCUUAAACCUGGAAACAUACUAUUAAGUUCUGGAACACUUUCCGGUGAAAUUAAAAUUACCGAUUUUGGUCUUUCAAAAAUAAUGGACGAGGAAAAUUAUUCACCGGAAAAUGGAAUGGAUUUGACAAGUCAAGGUGCCGGUACUUAUUGGUAUUUACCACCAGAAUGCUUUGUUGUUGGCAAAAAUCCUCCGAAAAUUUCAUCCAAAGUUGAUGUUUGGAGUGUUGGUGUUAUAUUCUAUCAAUGUUUAUAUGGAAAGAAACCGUUUGGUCAUAAUCAAUCACAAGCGACUAUCUUGGAAGAGAAUACUAUCCUAAAAGCUACAGAAGUCGAAUUUGCCUCUAAACCUCCAGUCAGCAAUGAAGCAAAGCAAUUCAUUCGCCGUUGUUUACAGUAUCGUAAAGAAAAUCGUUUAGAUGUGAUAGGAUUGUCCAACGAUGAAUACCUCAGGCCUAAAACUAAACAUGGUUUUGGGAUAACAGAACGAAGCGAUAGCAAACAUAAUAACAAUAGUAACAGCAGUAACAAUAGUUUGUGAUAAUCCAGACAUUACCACCUUUACACCUACAACGUUCUUAAAUUUAUUUGGAUCCAUAAUCAAAAUUGUGUGGCAAAUUUUCACAAGAAUGGA
This is a messenger RNA of Dermatophagoides farinae (American house dust mite), 4097 nucleotides long. RefSeq names its product serine/threonine-protein kinase tousled-like 2. Gene Ontology annotation, molecular function: protein serine/threonine kinase activity; ATP binding. NCBI's taxonomy places the organism in Eukaryota, Metazoa, Arthropoda, Arachnida, Sarcoptiformes, Pyroglyphidae. Gene Ontology annotation, cellular component: nucleus. Gene Ontology annotation, biological process: intracellular signal transduction; peptidyl-serine phosphorylation; chromosome segregation. The record is from RefSeq and is a predicted model, not a curated record.